This is a messenger RNA of Phycodurus eques (leafy seadragon), 1995 nucleotides long. RefSeq names its product hematopoietic progenitor cell antigen CD34. Gene Ontology annotation, biological process: cell adhesion. Lineage: Eukaryota; Metazoa; Chordata; Actinopteri; Syngnathiformes; Syngnathidae. Gene Ontology annotation, cellular component: membrane. The transcript has 8 exons. The record is from RefSeq and is a predicted model, not a curated record. The coding region runs from base 91 to 1104 and encodes 337 amino acids.
CCGGGUAAGAGGAAACCUUAAGCCGCUGCUGAACCAGCUUUACCUCCACUUUUCCCUCCAUUUUUGACCACCACCGUCUGACGCGUGCACAUGGCAGCAUCAUCUCCACAGCGAGCAGGGCUACGUGCCAGCAUGCUGGCCUUGGCCUUUCUCCUCGUCGGUUCCGUCAUGAUUGCGGGGGUCAGAGCACAAGAUGACGUCGUCGCCACGGGGGCAGCGUCUACCGUGGCCGCAGAAGAAUACAUCAGAGGAGACAUGAUCCCGAUGACAACUGUCGCGCCUGAGACAAACAAUCAACUAUUUGACAUUGUGAUGGAAACCCAAGACACCGAUCAGCAGACUACAGCGGCGCCGCCUGCGGAACAGACGGACCCGGAAAGCGAGGGAGAGGACACGGCUGAAGGGGGACAGUUCACAGUAGACGUGUACGCAGACGAACCCCAAAUCCAGGAACAACAGACCGCCGCACCAGCACCGCCGGCGAGAGGUGACGGCCCAGAGAAUAUUCCCGAGGGCGACGUGGUGUGUGUGAGCAAAGAGGUAGUCCAGGAUAAAAACGCUGUCAAUCUGAAACUCUUCCAAUCUUCCAACUGUAAAACUACCAAGGUGAAGAUUCAAAGCGUUCUCCAAGAGUUGUGCGGGGAAGACUGCAAGCUAGAGAUCUACCAGGAGGACAACACAGACCAGAUCCUUGUAUCUGGACAGUACGUUGAAGAUGACAUAAAAGGCAUGGUCAACAAGUUCAACAAUGACAACAUCAAAGACAAGGCUGGUGUGAAGGAAGCAUUCCCUCACUGGAGGAAAAACUCUAAACUGGUGCUGGUUUCCCUGUUGCUGACUGGCCUGCUGCUGGCUGCUCUGCUGGUCGCCGGUUAUUACUUUAAGACCCACCACAAGAAUUCCAAAGGAGUCCGGCUGGCCGAGUCUUACCAGGUGGAUGAAGAAAACCAGGCCAACACCCUGGUGUCCGUCGCCCCGCUGCCCCAGGAGCCCGUCAACAAGCCCGCCAACGGAGAAGCUCCACCAGAAAACGGGACCAAUCCCGCCCCGACCACCAAUGGGCACUCUGCCACCCAGACCCCGGUGGCCGACACAGAGAUGUGAAUCUUGACAGCAACUAUAAUCCCCCAUCAACCACUGGUUCAUUCUACCCACGAUCCUCCUGUCCGCUGCCUUCAAGGCUUUCCACACUUUGGAGGGACAAAUUGAGCAAAAACAACCGUCUUCCUUACCCUGCAACUCCACCACACAGAACAAUGAUGACGUCAGUGAGGUUCAUAAUGACAUUAAUGACAAUGCCUGUAAUGUGAAUAGUUUGGGAUGUCGGCCCUUCCAGGAGGACCCUGCAUACAACGUAUUUGGGACUUAAACUGAUCAGCAGGGGGCUGACUUGGAUGUGUCAGCGCCCCCUAACUUUAGUCUUGUAGAGUCAGUCGAGUAAUGUCAAAUAUGUUCUGUUGAUCCUCAACAUGAAUCCUUCUUUAAUGUCAAGCAAAGGUCCAAUAAGCCAUACAGACCAGGUUUUAAAUACUUGUAAAAAGGUUUGAGGCUAACUGCUUUUUUUGUAUUUUUGUUCUUUGUCGUGGUACUGUCUGUUAACAUUUUCUUUGCUUCCCUACCUGCUCGUAAGCUCAUAAAAACUAUCAAGUAUACUAAUUGCACUGUAGCAGGUAACAAAUGGGACCCAAUAAUAGUUACCAAUCUGGGAUUCAACUAGAUGUGGUUCAGUUUAACAGCAAAAAUCCAAUUUGUUGCAAAAAAAAAAGGAAUGCUGUGUUAGCAUUCUAUAUACAAACCAAAACUCUGUAACAACCUGCAUGAUGCUUUUGGAUUUAAUGACGAGAUAGUAAGAUGAAGCUAUUCUUUGCAAACAAACAAACAAACAAAAAUGACUUUACCACCUGCAGCAAUCUUCAGCCAAAGCUUAGUUGCUAAAAGUAUGUUUUAUCAUUUGUGUUUGCAUUUUGACUAAUGACAUGAGUGUGCAGCUUUUUU